AUGGCGGUCCAGUCUAAACUGCUGCCGCCCGACCGCUCCGUCAAACAGAUCCUCUCCAGCCUCACCUCCCUCUACCUCCGAAACCGCACGCGUAUCUCCCGCGGUGUAUACCUCGCUCUCUUUGCAGCCCUUGCCAAACGAAUCCAUAAUGCCAUUUCCGAGCAAAAGGCUGCCUCUCAGCAGGUGGAGCUGCGAAGACGUCCCGGCACAAGCAGCCUAGGCGACGAGGAACAACCACGUAAGAAACGAGUGGAGAUCAACCGCGAGUUCUUCAAGAGCUUGCUCCGUCUGCUGAAAAUUGUGAUACCGGGAUGGCGCAGCAAGGAGCUGCGGCUUCUCGUGAGCCACAGCGUCUUCCUCGUGCUGAGGACGCUCCUCAGUCUGUACGUCGCGGAGCUAGACGGCAGGCUGGUGAGCAACCUCGUGCGGGGAAGGGGCAAGGAUUUCCUGCUUGGGCUCUUCUGGUGGAUGAUUGUGGCUGUUCCGGCAACAUUUACAAACUCGAUGCUCUCAUACCACCAAUGCAGGCUCGCCCUCUGCUACCGGAAACGCUUGACCGACUACAUCCAUGAUAAAUACUUGUCAAAUAUGACCUUCUAUGCCAUUUCCGCCCUAGAUGAUCGGAUUAAAAACCCCGACCAGCUGGUCACAGUCGAUGUGUCUCGUUUCUCCGACAGCCUAGCAGAGCUGUACUCUAACUUGGCCAAACCAAUUCUGGACAUGGCCAUCUAUAACUAUUCCCUCUCGAAGAAUGUCGGAGGAGAAGGCCUGUUUAUCAUGAGCUUACUGGUACAGCUCUCGGCCAACGUCAUGCGCAUGCUAACGCCGCCGUUUGGCAAGUAUGUUGCUGACGAGGCCCGACUCGAAGGAGAGUUCCGUUUCCUCCACUCUAGGCUUAUUGACUAUAGCGAAGAGGUGGCCCUCUACCAUGGCCACGAGGCCGAGAAAGAUACUCUCGACAAGGGCUAUUUCACCUUGAUUAAGCAUGUGAAUCGCAUUUUGCGCCGGCGCUUGUACCAUGGAUUCAUGGAAGAUUUUGUGAUCAAAUACUUCUGGGGUGCUCUUGGCUUGAUUCUUUGCAGUGUGCCCGUUUUCUUCAAGAUCCCCGGUCAGAUCACUCAGACUAUGGGAGACCGGACUGAAAACUUUGUCACUAACCGACGGAUGCUGUUAUCAUCGUCUGAUGCCUUCGGCCGUCUCAUGUUCUCAUACAAGGAGAUCUCGGAACUGGCAGGUUUCACAGCCCGAGUGUCAUCCUUGCUAGAAGUGAUGGAUGACCUGGUCGCGGGUCGAUUUGAGAAGAAGCUGGUGUCAUCGGCAUCGACCGAGGAGAAUGCAGCAGUGCUGUCCGGUCGUGGUAAGAUCAUGGAAAGUGAUUCUAUCGAGUUCACCGAUGUACCGAUCGUCUCACCCAACGGAGAUGUUUUGAUCCGCAAGUUGUCCUUUACUGUUCACCCAGGCGACCACCUCUUGAUUGUUGGACCCAACGGGUGCGGUAAGUCCUCCUUGUUCCGUAUUCUGGGUGGACUUUGGCCAGUCUACGGCGGUUCCGUCAAGAAACCUCCAUUCCAAGACAUUUUCUACAUCCCGCAGCGUCCGUACCUGUCUCGCGGAACGCUUCGACAACAGGUCACUUACCCCGAUGGUGUACGUGAGAUGCGCGCCAAGGGUGUCACCGAUGCGGACCUCCAUGAGGUUCUAUCAGUGGUCGAGAUCGCGUCUGUCGUCGAUCGUCCUGGCGGCUGGGACGCUGAGGAAGAAUGGCGCGAUGUAUUGUCGGGUGGUCUGCAACAGCGCAUUGCGAUGGCCAGAUUGUUCUACCACCGGCCCAAGUUCGCCAUUCUAGAUGAAUGCACGUCCUCCGUCACUUUGGAAAUUGAGAAGGUCAUGUACGAGACGGCCAAGAAGCUUGGCAUCACUCUGAUGACGGUGUCGCACCGCCGCAGCCUGUGGAAGUACCACAAGAAGAUUUUGCAGUUUGAUGGCCAAGGCAGUUACAUCUUUACUGGAUUGGACUGGGAACGGAGACUGAAAUUGGAAGAUGAGAAAGAAGAACUCGAUCUGCAGCUGCGCACCGUCCCCGAAUUACAGCGACGAGUCGCAGAAUUAACAGCAAAUUAG
Molecule: messenger RNA, 2121 nt
Organism: Penicillium pulvis
Lineage: Eukaryota; Fungi; Ascomycota; Eurotiomycetes; Eurotiales; Aspergillaceae
Product: ATP-binding cassette long-chain fatty acid transporter PXA2
Exons: 4
Coding region: 1-2121 (706 amino acids)
Biological process (GO): peroxisome organization; fatty acid beta-oxidation; very long-chain fatty acid catabolic process
Cellular component (GO): peroxisomal membrane
Molecular function (GO): long-chain fatty acid transmembrane transporter activity; ATP hydrolysis activity; ABC-type transporter activity
Source: RefSeq, a predicted model, not a curated record